Messenger RNA from Rotaria sordida, 825 nucleotides. Lineage: Eukaryota; Metazoa; Rotifera; Eurotatoria; Philodinida; Philodinidae. The record is from the annotation of a GenBank genome assembly.
AUGACAUUAACAGCUAUACAAAUGAUAUUUACAUCAAUAGGUUUAAUUAUUUGUUUACAAAUGAAUACAUUUGUUCAUAAAAAAGUUCCUAUAAUAAAAGUAUUACCAUUAGCUAUAUCAUUUUGUGCUUUUGUUGUUUUUACAAAUUUAUCAUUAGAAUAUAAUACCAUAGGUACAUAUCAAUUAUUUAAAGUUUUAACAACACCUGUUGUUGCACUUAUAUCAUGGCAAUAUUAUAAAAUAAAAUAUUCGAGAAUGGUUAUAUUAACAUUAAUACCUGUUGUUAUUGGUGUAUGUACACAUUCAGUUAAUGAUAUUAAAUUAACAUUAUUUGGUACAAUUGUAGCAUCAAUUGGUGUUAUGUCAGCAUCAAUUUAUCAAGUUUGGGUUGGUGAACAUUUAAAAGAAUUAGAAAUGAAUUCACAACAAUUACUUUUUUAUCAAGCACCAUUAUCAGCUAUUUUACUUGUACCUUUUAUUUUUUAUAUGGAAAAUUUUCCAUCAUAUAGAUCACAUGAAGAACAACAAGCAGCAUUAACUGCUAUAGUAGCUUCUGGUAUUGUAGCUUUUAUAGUUAAUUUAUCAGUUUAUUGGGUUAUUAAAAAUACAUCUGCAUUAACAUAUAAUAUGAUUGGUCAUAUGAAAACAGUUUCAAUUCUUGUUGGUGGUUAUAUUCUCUUUAAAGAUAAUCUUAAUGUUAAACAAUUUAUAGGUAUUUUACUUACAUUAUCCGGUCUAUUCACUUAUACAUUUGUUAAAAUGAGUGAACAAAAUCAAUUACCAUGUAAACGUUGGAAUGCAUAUCCAAUGACAAAUAUAGUUUAG